Messenger RNA from Aspergillus ibericus CBS 121593, 1691 nucleotides. RefSeq names its product putative extracellular exo-polygalacturonase. Gene Ontology annotation, molecular function: polygalacturonase activity. Gene Ontology annotation, biological process: carbohydrate metabolic process. NCBI's taxonomy places the organism in Eukaryota, Fungi, Ascomycota, Eurotiomycetes, Eurotiales, Aspergillaceae. The transcript has 2 exons. The record is from RefSeq and is a predicted model, not a curated record. The coding region runs from base 120 to 1340 and encodes 406 amino acids.
CAUGACAGGGUUACUCCCGACCACAUGGUGUGGAUUGUAUAUAGGGUGAGCCUCGCCAAAACUUCAUCGCCACCCUGGUUCCAGGGCUGUCGAUAACACCAGUUGCAAAGGUUUCCACUAUGGCUCUGUACCGCAGUCUUUUCCUUCUUGCCAUUGUUGGCCUGAGCAAUGCUGCUCCCUCUAAGGUGCAACACCGCCCAGAUGCCGCGCUUCACCCUCGUGCUGUCUGUACCCCAACCGCCGGCGGGGAUUCGUCAACGGACGAUGUGCCCGCCAUCACCGAGGCCCUCGCCUCGUGUGGAAAUGGGGGCACGAUCGUCUUUCCCGAGGGCAGCACGUACUACCUCAACAGUGUUCUGGACUUGGGCAGUUGCAGUAACUGCGACAUCCAAGUGGAGGGACUGUUGAAAUUCGCCAGCGACACCGACUACUGGAGCGGCCGGACCGCCAUGAUCAGUGUCUCCAAGGUGGACGGGAUGAAGCUGCGAUCGCUGACAGGCUCUGGCGUCAUUGAUGGAAACGGCCAGGAUGCAUAUGACCUCUUUGCGCAGGACACCAGCUACAAGCGCCCCACCCUCCUGUACAUUACGGGGGGCAGCAACAUUGAAGUCUCUGGGCUGCGCCAGAAGAACCCGCCCAACGUAUUCAACUCCGUCAAGGGGGCCGCCACCAAUAUCGUCUUCUCGAACCUGCGCAUGGACGCGACCUCCAAGUCGGAUAACCCGGCCAAGAACACGGACGGCUUCGACAUCGGCGAGAGUACCUAUGUUACCAUCACCGAAGUCACCGUCGUCAACGAUGAUGACUGCGUGGCCUUGAAGCCCAGCUCCAACUAUGUGACCGUGGACACGAUCAGCUGCACAGGCUCCCAUGGUAUCUCCGUGGGGUCUCUGGGCAAGUCGAGCGACGACUCGGUCAAGAACAUCUAUGUCACCGGAGCGACCAUGAUCAACUCCACCAAGGCGGCCGGCAUCAAGACUUAUCCGAGUGGGGGCGAUCAUGGUGUGUCCACGGUCAGCAACGUGACGUUCAAUGACUUCACCGUGAAAAACUCCGACUAUGCCUUCCAGAUCCAGAGCUGCUAUGGCGAGGAUGACGACUACUGCGAAGAGUACCCCGGCAACGCGAAGCUGACGGACAUUGUCGUGUCGGGCUUUAGUGGUACGACUAGUGACAAGUAUGACCCGGUCGUGGCCAACAUCGACUGCGGCGCGGAUGGGACGUGUGGCAUCACCAUCAGUGGAUUCGAGGUCAAGGCCCCCUCAGGAGAUGCGGAAGUGCUGUGCGCUAACACCCCGUCGGACCUGGGGGUGACUUGCACAUCGGGGGCCUCGGGCUAGAGGCCUCGGCCGGAAGAGGAUCCUGGUGUCUAUGUGCUGCCGAUCGUUGUCAUUAAUGUUAAUUAAUCUGGGUCAUGAGGCCCACGUCAUGGCAAAGUAGUGUAAACAGUCAAUGGACACAUCAUGUCAAAAUCAGCAGAACACACCCAUAUCUUGCGCCUUUUUGAUUGGCCAUGAAUAGCUAGUAGCCUUUUCAUCAAUAGUGACAACCCUCAACAGACGGGCAGAGGUACUCUUGAGCAUGCAUCAGCGGGGUAAAUACCUCUGCAGAAUUUUCAACAUGUGGCACCACUGCUGGUAUGUCGGCGAUCGCAACCUUGUCUAGGGUAUUCUCCGUUUCCCCGCAAGGAG